UGGGAGGCAUGGUGCUGAGGGUAGGAAAAAGGAGUAGUAGACUCAUACACUGGAAGGGAUAGUACUAAAAAUUAAGUACAAAAGAGUACUGUUACAGAAACUUUUCUCUAGGUGUCCCACACUCAUUCCAAGGUCCAGAUUAGAGCUAGACUUACUUACCCUGUUGCCCUCCUGCCCCGCACUUCUCAGCAAAUCUUUUAUAGACUCUACCCAAGUUCUUCUCUUCUUAUCCUUACUUGACCCUCUGCCACACAUCUGACAUCUGACCUCAUAAUCCCUCAACUGCAGCCUCAGGCCCCACCCUUAGCAAUGCUGAUUAUCCACAACUGCCAAUAGCUCCCUCCUCUCUGCCCAGUUUGGGCCUUCUUGGCCUAUGGGAUCCAUCUGGUCCCCCACUCCCCCAACCCCAUGGCCCCCACUUGACCUCCCCCCAAGAUCUCCUGAACACCCUACUUCUGCAUGAGUGAUCACGCCCCUCUCUGAAGACUGAGACAAUCUUGAGAGUAUGUUCAUCUACAUCAAACAUGGAGAUAAUCAGCAGUUUCUGGUCAAUACCAAUUGCGCUGUCCUCCUGUUGCUGCAUUACACCCGCAGUAAAUUGGGGUUGUCUAAAACAGACACCAUCGAUUUGUGUGAUGAAACGGGGACAAUGAAGAUGCUAUUCCUGACGAAGACCCCAGGAGACUACGCCAGCAAUUUCCUUACACCCCGAAACACCUACUACGUUUGUAGGGUGGACCGUGGGCCAUGAGGAACCCGAUUUGAGAAUGCCUACAGAGCUUUUGUGCCUCUCCUGAAGAAUCCAGAGCCUGAGCUAAUUGACGCAUUGCACACACAAUGUGACUUCCUAGAGAGGAACAGAAUAAAAAUGCUUAGAAGCCAAGAAGUCAAGAAGGUCAUUCCAGUUGAGUCUUCCGUGCACCUACCAGUACGAACCCCCAAACGAGUACAAAUUAUCAGGAUGAGCAGAGGAAGAGGGGGCCACUAGUCUGCUCUUUAAGACCAGAGCAGACUUUCUCAGCAGGAGGGAAAAAUAUCGCUAACUAAAUAAACUCACCAAGCUAAAGCAGUAAUACUAGGUAUGAAAUUACUGGGAUUUAACAUGAGGUCCCCUUUUCUAGAAAGACUCCUUCCCCCAAUAUCUGCCCCAAGAGUUAAGUAGCCCUGGGCAUCAUGGAGAUUCUGAGGGUAGGUUGGGGCGGGAGGACAGAGCAAGGGUGAGCACAUGGGUGGGGGUGAGGGAAGACUGUGAAGUCUAGUACAAUGAGCCUUUGAGGGAUGGAGUAGGGGGUAGGAUUCUCUCAGACCAGACUAUCUCCCCUGCAAAGUCUAUUCCACAGCCCACCUACUCCUACUGGGGCAUUUUCCCUCUCCUGCCACACUCCACCACCUCCCCCAGCUGAAAUCCCCCACCCCCCACCUCUCUGCCUCUGGGCAAUCCCACCCUACUGCCCUGCUCUUCCCCUCCGCCUUCCCCCUUAUCCCAGGGGAGCAGCAAGGCGGCAGAAACCAGAGCUGGUUAUAGGCAUUUAUUGAAUUUAUUCAUUUAUUGAUUUGACACACUUCCCCACUCCAAUCUAGCACAUGAUACAAUCUGGGUAGGCCAGGCGCUGACACAGGAAAUGAUGGGAACCCACAG
Molecule: messenger RNA, 1639 nt
Organism: Choloepus didactylus (southern two-toed sloth)
Lineage: Eukaryota; Metazoa; Chordata; Mammalia; Pilosa; Megalonychidae
Gene: CXHXorf65
Product: chromosome X CXorf65 homolog
Exons: 6
Source: RefSeq, a predicted model, not a curated record